Trichechus manatus latirostris (Florida manatee) is the source of this 2296-nucleotide messenger RNA. RefSeq names its product cytochrome b5 reductase 4. Bases 155 to 1717 code for a protein of 520 amino acids. Gene Ontology annotation, molecular function: heme binding; cytochrome-b5 reductase activity, acting on NAD(P)H. Gene Ontology annotation, biological process: generation of precursor metabolites and energy; superoxide metabolic process. The record is from RefSeq and is a predicted model, not a curated record. NCBI's taxonomy places the organism in Eukaryota, Metazoa, Chordata, Mammalia, Sirenia, Trichechidae. The transcript has 16 exons. Gene Ontology annotation, cellular component: endoplasmic reticulum.
GCGCCUCACCCCGGGCGACCCCGGAAGUGGGUCGGGGGCUUGGCCUCUGCCCGGCCGCUGAGCCGGAGCUGGAGGUCCUGUCCGCGGAGAGUUUCAGCCGAGCUAAUUUGUCUGGCAGCGGACCCUGGGCAGGGCCCGAGGCCAGGGGUUCAAGAUGCUAAACGUCCCUUCCCAGUCUUUCCCGGCGCCUGGCUCGCAGCAGCGCGUCGCCUCGGGGGGGCGUAGCAAGGUUCCUUUAAAACCGGGUAGAAGUCUUAUGGAUUGGAUUCGACUGACCAAAAGUGGAAAGGACCUAACAGGAUUGAAAGGAAGGUUAAUUGAUGUAACUGAAGAAGAACUUAAAAAACACAACAAAAAAGAUGAUUGUUGGAUAUGCAUAAGAGGGUUUGUUUAUAAUGUCAGUCCAUAUAUGGAGUAUCAUCCUGGUGGAGAAGAUGAAUUAAUGAGAGCAGCAGGAUCAGAUGGCACUGACCUUUUUGAUCAGGUUCAUCGUUGGGUCAAUUAUGAAUCCAUGCUGAAAGAAUGCCUGGUUGGCAGAAUGGCGGUUAAACCUACUCUUUCUAAAGACUACCAUGAGGAAAAGAAAGUCUUAAAUGGCAUGCUUCCUAAGAGCCAAGUAACAGAUAUACUUGCUAAAGAAGGCCCUAGUUCCCCAAGCUAUGAUUGGUUCCAAACAGAGUCUUUAGUCACCAUUGUCAUAUAUACUAAACAGAAGGAUAUCAAUGUGGACUCAGUAAUAGUUGAUCAUCAGGAUGAUUCCUUUAGAGCAGAAACAAUUAUCAAGGAUUAUUCAUAUCUCAUACAUCUUGGGCUAAGCCAUGAGAUUCAGGAAGAUUUUUCUGUGCGGGUUGUUGAGAAUGUGGGAAAAAUAGAGAUUGUUCUGAAGAAAAAAGAGAAUACUUCUUGGAAGUGUCUUGGUCAUCCCCUGGAGAAUCAUAAUUCAUUUAUUCCAAAGAAAGAUACAGGUUUGUACUGCAGAAAGUGCCAGUUAAUUUCCAAGGAAGAUGUUACUCAUGAUACGAAGCUUUUCUGCUUGAUGCUGCCACCAAGCACUCAUCUUCAGGUGCCAAUUGGGCAACAUGUUUACCUCAAGCUAACUAUUACAGGUACAGAAAUAGUGAAGCCAUAUACACCUGUAUCUGAUUCCUUACUCUCAGAGUUCCAGGAACCAGUUAUUUCCAACAAUAAAUACAUCUACUUUUUGAUCAAAAUCUAUCCUGCUGGACUCUUCACACCAGAACUUGAUCAUCUUCAGAUUGGAGAUUAUGUUUCCAUAAGCAGUCCUGAGGGCAAUUUUAAAAGAUCUCAGAUUCAAAAAUUAGAAGAUCUCUUUUUAUUGGCAGCUGGAACUGGCUUCACACCAAUGGUUAAAAUACUGACUUUCGCAUUGACUAAUAUACCCAGUCUCAGGAAAGUGAAGCUGAUGUUCUUCAAUAAAACAGAGGAUGAUAUAAUUUGGAGAAGCCAGUUGGAGAAAUUAACGUUUAAAGAUGAGAGAUUUGACAUUGAAUUUGUUCUCUCAGCGCCUACUUCUGAAUGGAAUGGCAAACAGGGACACAUUUCACCAGCUCUUCUUUCUGAAUUUUUGAAAAGAAGCUCACACAAAUCCAAAGUCCUCAUCUGCAUUUGUGGACCAACGCCAUUUACAGAAGAAGGGAUAAGGUUGCUGCAUGAUCUUAACUUUUCCAAAGAUGAGAUUCAUAGUUUUACAGCAUAAUGAAGAACUGUCAUUGUCCUUUAUUCAACUGAUUUAUCUAAAUUUGUGAUUGCUUAGGGUUUUUUAAGAGAACAUUUUUGUAUAUGGAAAAAGGAUAACUAGAAUUCAGGCUUCUGUUUCUUAAAUGAAAUCAGUAUUCCUUCAGUAUAGAUAAUUUGUGCUUUAUUUUGUACCAUAACUUAUUUUACUAUUCCUACUACUGAUAUUUGACCUGGAAAGUCAGUCAUGACAACAAAUACAUACAGGAUUCUUUGUUAUGAAUCACAAAUUUCUUUACCAUUUAAAUUGUCUAUAUCACUGUUCUAAAAUAGGGACUUGUGUUUUAUGACAUAAGGUAAAUGAUCAAUUUGAUCAUGUUUCUAUACUGUAAAAUGUCUAAUUAGCAAUACAGAUGAAUUUUACAUUGCACUGUUAACUCAGGAAAUGGUCACUUAUGUCCUUGUUAUUAAUAUUAAAACAUGGAAUGUUAUGACUUACUAAGUGAUCCAAACAUUUUGUGUGUGUGUGUGUGUGUGUGUGUGUGUGUGUGUGUGUGGCUUGAUUCAGAAUAGAAUAAAAUUAUACUUAAGCACUUUUUAA